CACACAAUAAUUACACACACACACACAAACACACACACACGGAAAGGUCAUAGAGGAACCCCCUGCAGGUCAUUGACCUCUAGUGACCUGUACACCUCAUCAAAGAUGGCGGACCCAGUAGCUGUGGACGGAGAUCCGAAACUGGAGGAUCUGUCUCACCUGUCUGAUGAGGAAAGGUGGAGGAUCGAGCAUCAGCGCCUCCAUGAGAAGCACCGCGGGCACGAGGCGAUGCAUGCGGAGAUGGUGCUGAUACUGAUCGCUGUUCUACUGGUGGCACAGAUCCUACUGGUGCAGUGGAAACAGAGACAUGCCAGGUCUUAUAAUGUUGUUACGUUGUUUGGCCUGUGGACCAUCCCCCUGUACUUCACCCUCAAGCUGCUGUGGUGGCGCUUCUUCUCUACCUGGGUCAUCUUUUCUGCUGUCACCGGCUUUAUCAUCUACAAGGCCACCAGGAGACCCCUCUCCGGGAACACACCAAGACUGGUGUACAAAUGGUUCUACCUCCUGUACAAAGUUAGCUAUGGCCUGGGACUCCUGGGGUAUUUUGCUGUCAUGUUCACUUUUCUGGGUGUCAACCUCAUCUUCAUGAUCAAACCUGAAACCGCCAUGGAUUUUGGAGUGGUGACAAUAUUCUACGGACUGUACUACGGAGUUCUGGGGAGGGACUUUGCUGAAAUCUGUGCUGACAAGAUCGCUGCUACAAUAGGGUACUACUCCACCACAGGCAUGCCGACCCGUCACCUGGAACCUAACGUGUGCGCGGUGUGCGGACAGAAGAUUAUCAUUCACGAGGAGGAGGAUGGCAUCAUUGAAAAGACAUAUAGAUUAGGCUGCGACCAUCUAUUUCACGAAUUCUGCAUCCGAGGCUGGUGCAUUGUGGGGAAGAAACAGACCUGUCCGUACUGCAAGGAGAAGGUGGAUCUGAAGAGGAUGUUCUGCAACCCCUGGGAGCGUCCACAUGUACUGUACGGGCAGCUAUUGGACUGGCUACGUUACCUGGUUGCCUGGCAGCCUGUCAUCAUAGGGAUAGUGCAAGGCAUCAACUUUGUGCUUGGUUUAGAAUGAUGCGGAUUUAGCUACUAGUUAGAAUGGAACAGAAAUGGCAACUACAAGUAGAUCUGGGGUGAUAAAAGAUCUUUGUAAAGUAAACUGGUCUUUCAAAUCUUUUAAUAUCAAUAAAAAAACUGUCUCUGUGCCUUAGUAGCACAUGAACCACUGGACAUAUAUACUGUAAAUCCAUUUACUUUUGUGUUGGUUUUAUUUUACUUCCCUGCAAUGUUUUAAGUUCACAGUUGAAAUUAUUCCAUAGUAAAAAUUAUGGCAAUACAAUAUGGAAGUGCAUAAUGUUAUACGUUUUGUUAUGACUGUUCAUGGCAGAGAAGUCACCAUGAAAAUAAAAACACCACAAGGGUUCUAAGAUGUAGUGUUGUAUUUUAUAACGUAGCUAAUGUUGCUUCACAUGCCCCAACUCCCAAAGGUUAGACUGCUGUAUGGUUAUAGCCUGGUUUUGAUCCCUGUACCUGCUGGUAGUUAGCUUGAGUAUCAUCCUAGUUAGCUUGCUCCCGAUUAGUGGGAACUUUAUCAUACACUUACAGUGAAGUAGUGCUUUGUAUUGUUUUUCUUCUAAAAUUAUUAUCUAUUGAAAGAUAACACCCCCUAUUAGGCAGCUGAACAGGUAUUUCUUUUGGUGGGGGAGGGGGGUGAUUUGCAAUGUUCUUAGUCCAGUUUUGCUUACUGACACACAAGGUUGAGCAUGCCAGCUAAAGAGCCAUAGAUACAUGUAACUGGCAACCCAAAAGGUCUGUGUAGGAGGCUAAUGAGUUUGCUAUACACAGUAUGUACAGUUUGUUUUUAUUUUAAACUUAUAGGGCAGGCUUGGAGCCAAUUCAGGUGAAAUCCUUCUCUAAUUUUUAUAUAUUUUGUGCAAUGAGUAGGCUUCAGUCUUCCACUUUCUGGCAAAGCAUUUUCAUACAAUCUGUCCAACUUUAAAAUUGUCAGAAGCUGGAAAUAUGUCUAUAUUGUUCCUUAAGCUUACACACCCUUUCUACAAGAGGCUGUAACCACUGAGAGACCAAUUAUUUGACAGACCGCUCAAUAAACAAAGCUUGUCUGGUAU
Messenger RNA from Branchiostoma floridae (Florida lancelet), 2116 nucleotides. Its product is annotated as RING finger protein 121-like. Gene Ontology annotation, cellular component: endoplasmic reticulum membrane; Golgi membrane. The coding region runs from base 106 to 1065 and encodes 319 amino acids. NCBI's taxonomy places the organism in Eukaryota, Metazoa, Chordata, Leptocardii, Amphioxiformes, Branchiostomatidae. The transcript has 9 exons. The record is from RefSeq and is a predicted model, not a curated record. Gene Ontology annotation, molecular function: metal ion binding; ubiquitin protein ligase activity.